Molecule: messenger RNA, 1242 nt
Organism: Silurus meridionalis
Lineage: Eukaryota; Metazoa; Chordata; Actinopteri; Siluriformes; Siluridae
Gene: golt1bb
Product: golgi transport 1Bb
Exons: 5
Coding region: 139-555 (138 amino acids)
Biological process (GO): retrograde transport, endosome to Golgi; endoplasmic reticulum to Golgi vesicle-mediated transport
Cellular component (GO): endoplasmic reticulum; membrane
Source: RefSeq, a predicted model, not a curated record
AGACACAGCUCUCUAAAUGCUCCCGAGUAUUGCGUAGUUACGUGUUUCCGGAAGACGUGGCGAUCGCUAAAAUUGUAACGGUGCGGCUUUUCGCCUUGAUUUCUGCCUUACACGGAAGCGAGUUGAUAAGGCGCAGAAAUGAUCUCCCUAACCGACUCGCAGAAAAUUGGGAUGGGAUUAACAGGCUUUGGUGUGUUUUUCCUUUUCUUUGGGAUGAUCCUGUUCUUUGAUAAAGCUCUGCUGGCCAUCGGAAAUAUCUUGUUUGUUGCAGGCUUGUCAUUUGUUAUUGGCCUGGAGCGCACUUUCAGAUUCUUCUUCCAGCGACACAAAGUGAAAGCUACAGGAUUCUUUCUGGGGGGUGUGUUUGUGGUGUUGAUCGGAUGGCCGAUCAUCGGCGUGGUGUUGGAGAUUUAUGGCUUCUUCCUCCUUUUCAGGGGCUUCUUCCCGGUGGCAGUAGGCUUCAUUAGAAGAAUACCCAUUCUUGGGUCACUGCUUAAUCUUCCUGGCAUCAGUGGGUUGGUGGACAAAGUCGGUGAAAGCAACGCCAUGGUAUAACAAAAACAAAGUGCAUAUAUCUUUUUUCCUCUGUGUUGUCACCACUUAUUUAAACUCUUCAAUCUUGUUUGUAACUUGACGCCCUUUUGGCAACCAGUCAAUGCCUGGAAUGAGACUUUCUCAUGUUUGAGAAAAGGCCGUAUGUUUACGUGGCACAUAAGGUCACCUUAUAAAAGCGAUUUGACCAAUAGAAAGCUGUUAUUUCUGGGAACUGAUCCACAGCCCAAAUUGGGCUCUGCUACUUUCUCUGCUACAUACCUCCAUCAGAGAGGUAACACCGACUUGAACCAACAGAGGGUGUUUUAAUUGGUGUACCAAUUUUUCCUGGCUUCUGAACGAGCUGCUGUGGAGGAACAGAAUUUUUGCUAUUUCAGUCUUAGCUUUCCUUGCCGCUGUUACAGAAUCGAAAGAUGUCCAUGUGUGAAGGUGUUACUGGAAAUCUGAAAUCUUGUUCCGGUGCCAACUUUUUUUUUUUUUUUUUUUUUUUGUGCUGUAUUGAAGCUGUUGCAAGAACGGCACACUUUAUGAGCCACAAACUCUCAUCAUGUUACUGGCUCAGGAAUUAGUAGCUUUUGUGAAACAAACAUGAUACUACAUGUAAAUACGUAUUUUAAAUAAUGUAUAAGACCGAUGUACAUUUUUUUACACAGAGACAGCAACAAUUUAAUAAAACUCUCAAUGUCUGUA